Molecule: messenger RNA, 858 nt
Organism: Lathyrus oleraceus (garden pea)
Lineage: Eukaryota; Viridiplantae; Streptophyta; Magnoliopsida; Fabales; Fabaceae
Product: protein MAIN-LIKE 2
Exons: 3
Coding region: 1-858 (285 amino acids)
Biological process (GO): meristem development; meristem maintenance
Source: RefSeq, a predicted model, not a curated record
AUGGAUCCCGAAAUGGCUUUAGUCGAUAUCUCUAGUUUUUCGAUGCACUUAAAUAAGUUUAUUGGUUGGACUGUACAUCCUAGAGUAAAAGAGGAAGUGGAAAAAACUUGUUUCAAAUAUUUUAUGAGAUUCCCCACGGAUAAAGUUAAAAUCCCCAAGCAAAUGACCGCCGAUUCACUUCGCUUUUAUGAUUACGAAGAAGAAUACUUUGUGUUUGGGGAUACUAAAGUUGAUCUUGGUCUUGAAGAUGUAAUGUAUAUCACAGGACUUCCCAUUGAUGGGAAACAGAUUUCAGGAAUUGGACCAGAGGAUCCUAUUGAGACAAUAGUAAAUCAUUUGUCCAUAAAUUUGGGUGAAGCUAAUGAUUUGUUAUUGCCUAGUAAUAAAGGAAAAAAGUCUCAUGAUAUAAGUUUAACCAGAUUGAAAGUAAAAUUUGAGAGUAUUGUUGUUACUGAGGAGAAUGUAAAUUCACAUGUCAAGGCAUACAUUUUAUUUUUAUUAGGAAAUGUUCUUUUUAGCACUUCUUCUUUUGACGGUGUUUCUGCUAUUUAUUUACCUUUUCUUGAAGUACUUGAUAUAGACAAUUAUGCUUGGGGAGCAGUUGUGCUUGCUACCCUCAAGGUUUCAAUGAAUAAAGUACGAAAGGGAAAUAAAACGUUGACCGGGUUUGCAUAUCUUCUAAUGGUAUUUGCAUUUGAACGAUUCAAAUGCCUUCGCAAGAUAUUUGAUUUUACUAUACCGAGUCAAUUUCCUUUGAUGUUGGGGUGGGCGAAUCUAACAAAUGAGAAUCUUAGGAAGAGAUCUUUAAUGCCUAACAUGGCAACUUGCUAUGAUAAGCUUCGGGAAAUGACGAAUUAA